This is a messenger RNA of Anoplopoma fimbria (sablefish), 822 nucleotides long. RefSeq names its product F-box protein 36b (gene fbxo36b). The coding region runs from base 1 to 822 and encodes 273 amino acids. The transcript has 4 exons. Lineage: Eukaryota; Metazoa; Chordata; Actinopteri; Perciformes; Anoplopomatidae. The record is from RefSeq and is a predicted model, not a curated record. Gene Ontology annotation, molecular function: protein binding.
AUGGCGUCCUUUCUAACAGACCCGUUGUUUGAAUCGUCCGCACGGGGUCCUCCACCCAAUAAGAACUUUUAUCAUUUCGCUGUCACCAAGUCAAAUGUGAUCUGGAGAUGGUGGAAGAUAUCUCCUCGAGCUGUGGACAGGUACUCCAAGCCCGGGGAGCUGAAGGAGCCUCACCAGGACUUCUUGGAUGACACUACGCUGCAGAGUGAGGUCAGUAUGGUUUUCGGUCAACGGAUCUUGCAGUUCACCAAGGCUUUGUGCCAAGGCCAUUAUGAUUACCUGGAGCACCUGUCUGACACCUUGCUUCUGCGGAUAAUAUAUAAUCUAGAACUAGAGGAUGUGGGUCAGCUUGGACGAACGUCGCACAGGUUCAGAAAGCUAUGUGGGUCGGAGGAGUUUUGGGAGCAGGCAGUGCAGCGGCGCUGCAACACAGUGUCGGCUGAGGUUGCAUCACUAGCGCUUGAUGUGGGUUGGCGCAGCAUCUUCUUCACCAGUAAGCUACAGCUGCAGAAGUUGAUCAGCCGCAGGAGGCUAAAGGCUGAGAAACAUCAAGAAGGACAGGUCUCUGACCCAGAUACAAAGGCAGAGGAAUCUCCUGAUGAAAGCUCAGGGACGGACCAGACAUCCGGUUCUGAGGAGGAAACUCACCUUGGCAUUAUACCAGAUCUUUGCCUUGGCACUGAUCCUGGUACUCUCUUUGACACCAGCUCCUGCUGUGAUAAUGGUCCUAACCCUGAAUCAGAAGCUGGCUCUGAUUCUAAUGUGCCUGUGCCGUGCCAACAGUUUGAGGACAUAAAGAUCUGUGUGGUGGAUACGCAGUAG